UGACCCCCCCACUUUGAGAGCGUGUUAAGGUUACCUCUCCCUUAGCGAGGACCCUGCUGCUUCCCAUUCCAGAUCCUCGAGGACUUCUUGCUGGUGGAAGAUGCGCCUCUACUGGAAAUGGCUGAGGAGGAUGAGGAGCUCGACUUGUACAACGAGAUGACUUUUGGGUUAGACCAAGACUCCACAGAGGACACCCCAAAACUCCUGGUGCCACGGAAGACGAGCCCAGUGGUGGCAGAGGAGACUGAAGUCGGGGAUGAACCGGGGCCUGGAGCGGCUGAGCAGCCAGAGAAGCUGGGAGAGCCCCAGGAGGAAGGUGGGACAGAGCUGGAGGCGGAGCAGGUUGGCUCUGAGUUGGAGGAAGAGGAGGAGGAGCUGGGGACUGAAGAGCAGGAGCCCUGUGAGGAGCCCAAUGACCUAGGAGACCCGGCAGUGAUGAGAGCCGUGCAGAGCAAACCCACGCUGGAGAGCCAGGACUCGGCAGUGCUGGACAGCAGGAUUGGUGCUUGCUGGGCAGAGUUUGACAAGGAGGACAUGCUGACGAUGGAUCCUGGGACGUGGGGCUCCUGCCCUAGCAGUGUCUCACCCCACCAUGUGCUGGAGGAUAAAGCCAUC
This is a messenger RNA of Manacus vitellinus (golden-collared manakin), 615 nucleotides long. RefSeq names its product protein PAT1 homolog 2-like. The record is from RefSeq and is a predicted model, not a curated record. The annotation marks the transcript as partial. The transcript has 5 exons. NCBI's taxonomy places the organism in Eukaryota, Metazoa, Chordata, Aves, Passeriformes, Pipridae.